AUGGCCUGCCUAGCCAGACUCAAAGAAGAUAUACGUGUGCUUGAAACGGCGUUUCCCCGGGUACACAAUCGAUUUCAAGUACUUACGGCAACCGUGGACGAACUGACAUGUAGAGUUAUCGGGAAGAAAGGAGAAAAAUACGACGUCCAAGCUCACAUAACGGAAACCUAUCCACAGACAGCACCUAUAUGGUUUAGUGACAGUGAAGAUGCCAAUAUAGUGGCUAUAGUUGGGGAGCUGUCAAACACAAAGCCUGAACAAUUUAAUAUAUUAUAUCAAACUAAGCUGCUGAUUGAGGGUUUUUGUCGACUCUACGAUUUAGAAGUGCCUCCAGAAGUCUUUAUCUUGGAUGAACAUCUGUCUGCACGGGGUAUUGCAGUGAAAAUGAAUAUUGAUCCAGUUUCUGAAGAUGAGGACGAUGAAGAAGAGUUUCAUUAUGAUAUGGAGGAUGAAGUUCAAACAACUGAACAAAAGGCAAAAGAUGAAGUGGAAGGAAUUGAUGUUGAGAAUCUUGCUGUUUUAGAAAAGCUGAAGCAAAGUCAGCGACAGUCAUACCUCAAGGGAACUGUGGUGGGUUCAGUCCAGGCCACUGACAGACUCAUGAAAGAAUUAAGGGACAUUUACAGAUCGGACAGUUUCAAAAAAGAAAUAUACACAAUUGAGCUAGUCAAUGACAGUCUUUAUGAAUGGAAUGUACGGUUAAAGAAAGUAGACAAAGACAGUGCCCUAUACACUGAUAUGCAAGUCUUCAAAGAGAAAGAAGGCAAAGAUCAUAUACUUCUGAACUUUACCUUCAAAGAAUCAUUUCCAUUUGAUCCACCGUUUGUUCGAGUGAUCAACCCGGUCGUGUCAGGAGGUUAUGUCUUGGGUGGUGGAGCCAUCUGCAUGGAACUGCUAACUAAGCAAGGCUGGAGCAGCGCAUACAGCAUUGAGUCUGUUAUAUUACAGAUUUCAGCAACUCUUGUCAAAGGAAAGGCUCGUAUACAGUUUGGUGCAACAAAAAGCCAGUACACACUUGCACGAGCCCAACAGUCUUUCAAAUCUUUGGUACAGAUACAUGAAAAAAAUGGCUGGUUCACUCCACCUAAAGAGGAUGGCUAG
Messenger RNA from Candidula unifasciata, 1101 nucleotides. The record is from the annotation of a GenBank genome assembly. NCBI's taxonomy places the organism in Eukaryota, Metazoa, Mollusca, Gastropoda, Stylommatophora, Geomitridae.